GCAACCCAACGUUCUUCCAGGUCUGUUUCACAAGAAAAGUGGUGGGGGAAUCCUCUUUUAUUCGAUAUGUAAUUAAUAGCCUCGGAAAUGUUGUGGUGCUAUGUGAUCCGUGACCCAAGCAAAGAUGCCCCGCUUGUUCUCUUGAAACCGGUUUCCCACGUGCCAACGACCUGUCUGGUGCGCUGUGCUCGAAACAGUAAGAAGCUUGUCAAGCAACACCUCCCCACCAAGUGGCUGCCACAGGGAAAUGUCUUCCUGAGCUCCCCAUCUAUUGUGCACCAGAGGUCAAAAGCCAUUCAAUAUGACAACAGAAACAUUGGUGAAAGACAUCAAACCGGGCUUGAAAAACCUAAAUCUCAUAUUCAUUGUGUUGGAAACAGGCCGAGUGACCAAGACAAAGGAUGGCCAUGAAGUACGGACAUGUAAAGUAGCUGACAAAACUGGCAGUAUAAACAUCUCUGUGUGGGAUGACGUUGGGAACCUGAUCCAGCCAGGGGACAUCAUCCGACUCACCAAAGGGUAUGCGUCGGUUUUCAAAGGCUGCCUGACCCUAUACACUGGACGUGGAGGAGACCUGCAGAAAGUUGGAGAGUUUUGCAUGGUUUACUCAGAAGUGCCAAAUUUCAGUGAGCCAAACGCAGAGUAUGUUGCCCAGCAGUCACAAAACAAAAAUGCACAGAAUGACAAUGCAGCCCCCACAGCCGCCCAAACUACAUCAGGACCCUCUACAUCGUCAGCAGCCACUGACAACCAGAAUGGCAACGGCUUGAUCACCUCUGGCAGCUCCCCCCACCCGCCUGCUAUCCCCACCCACCCCACCAGUGGCCGCAUCACCAGAAGUCAGCCCAAUCACCAGGGUGGAAGUUCCUCAGGUUCCUCCUCCAACCCAGUCAGCAAUGGCAAAGAGACACGACGAAGCAGCAAAAGAUAACAGGUGCAGAAUGGGGAAGGGGGCCUUUUGUACCUCUUUCUCCAUUGCCUGAUGUGUUCUGUUUUGUUGCCUGCUGGCCAGUUCGGCAGCAGAGCAGAGGUGACACUGAGUAGAAAAGAUGGAUACGGGGCUGAUGUUGAGACUGUGAAACCAACUCAUGCGUAGCUGCUGAAGUGUACUUUUAACAUGUGUUGCUUAUUGGCUGAGGGGUAUGGUGUUUGAUGUGUUCAUAAUAAUGUUCCAGGUCAAACUCAUUACGGGAUUCCCCAUGUAUGUAUAUUACACUCCCACUUUGCAGGAGAUAAAACAUGAUCCACCUAUCAUUUUGCCCAAUAGUAUUUCAUUUCUACCUGCCUGGAUAAGCUUUUGUGCCAUGGUCAUUUAUCUUUGAAUUAACAUCCACUUUAUAAAUUCUUAUUGCUAUUUACUACAGAUUCACAGUGAAGUGGGUAAAACUACUCUGAACUGGCUGAUUUUAAGAUUGGGGAGAAAAGACCAUUGUGUUGGAAUUUCCAGAAAGCUCCUAGUUCUCCUGAGAUUUCUUGCAUGGUAAAGGUGUAGUUCAUCAAACCAAUUAGUCUGCUUGCAGAGACUUAACACAGCUACCACUUUGAAAACUACAAAUUAAAUUUAUGCCACAUUUUCCAAGCCAUACUGCUAUCAGUUUGAAUGUCUUUUCCAGAAUGAGCCAAUAGGAUGUCACUACAGGAAUGUUUUGGUGUGUUUAGUUCAUGUGUUCCAUAGUAUAAGAGGACAGAAUGAUAUCUUAACAGUACAACUUUUGCCAAAGUUGACCCAAUUCCUAGAAGGCCAAUAACAUGUAAGAAGAAAUGUGUUGCUUUCUCUUAUCAUUGUGGCUUAAUAGCCUGCACUGAAUGAGAUGUAAACAUAUUUUGAAGUGCUCUUUUAUCCAGCUAUGUGGCUCGUAGUCUCAUUUUCUUCCUUUUUCUCUGUUCUCUACUGCAGAAUAAUUGUUUGAAUGACUCAUCCAAAGUUCCUCCUCCACCCCAAAGAAACAUCACUGUUGUCUAAAUCUGAUGUGGCUAUUUGAAUGUAGUAUUAAUGAAUGCUUUGGGGAAUAAAUGUUUUAAUCAUCUUUUUUCA
Messenger RNA from Pogona vitticeps (central bearded dragon), 2035 nucleotides. It is a transcript of the gene NABP2, whose product is annotated as nucleic acid binding protein 2. NCBI's taxonomy places the organism in Eukaryota, Metazoa, Chordata, Lepidosauria, Squamata, Agamidae. Gene Ontology annotation, molecular function: DNA binding. Gene Ontology annotation, cellular component: SOSS complex. Gene Ontology annotation, biological process: double-strand break repair via homologous recombination; mitotic G2/M transition checkpoint; response to ionizing radiation. The record is from RefSeq and is a predicted model, not a curated record.